CGUCACCACACAACCGCAAACACCGACAUGCGCAGAAGAUCGCGGCGAAUCCGCUAUUUAAACCGUGUGGCGAGGUUGUAAGGGAACACAGUCGGCUCCUAGUGCACACGGAGAACACAGGAACUCGGCUGAUUCUGCAAGGCUUUCGAAUGGUACUGUGUGAAGCUACGUGGGUUCCCCGGUCAGCCACAGCGGCUCCAACGCGACUGAUCUCACGACCGAGAGGUGAACAGGAACGCUCCACGACCAUGACACUGACCAGUUGUAAGCGGUGUCUGCAGCAGCUCGCCGCGGUCUCCCGCCGAUCGCUCACCAACCUCUCCUACGAGGACCUCGCCAAGGAGUGUCGGGAGGACAGCGGCUGGGACUCCGAUGUCGACUCGCUGUCGUCCGGCGAGGAAGAGGAGGCGGUGGGGACGGCGAUCCACCGCGUGGUGCUCCUCGGGGGAGAGGGCGUCGGGAAGACCGAGCUCGCCCGGCAGUUCGUGGGGGCAGACGGAGGGUACGAGUCCGAUAGUGACGGCGGCGACUGCGAUGAUCCUUUCCUAGACCCUGAUACCAUGCCAGGGUACGGGCUGAGGAAUGCAUUUCAAAAAGACGUCAAAGUCGACGGAUCGGCAGCGGUGAUGUCAAUCACCGAUAUUCCCGCCACGGAACUGUACGAUUCGGACGACGAGAGUUUUCUAAACGCCGGGGACGCCUACAUCAUCGUGUACUCGUCCACGGACAGGGAGAGCUUCCGGCGGGCGGCGGACGUGGCCUUGUCCCUGAGGAGAGCGAAGAAGACCGCCCACACGCCCAUCAUCAUCGCCGCCAACAAGAGCGACCUCGAGCGAAGGCGACAAGUGUCCUCAGAAGAGGGUGUCGAGUGCGCGGUUGGUCUGGACUGCAAGUUCAUCGAAACUUCGGCUACCUUCAACCAUAACGUCGACGAGCUCUUCGAGGGUUCCGUGAGACAACUGCGGCUGCGCACUGAGGCCAGGCGACUGGCCAAUCAGCAGAGGCGACUCCGUAACAGAAUCAGAUCAGCCAGGAGGACGGAGCCAAGGAGGGAGCCCGAAAGGGAGAAAAGCUACUUUGAACGUUUUAUGGAGUUUUUGGAGAGGCUGCUCAGCAGUAAGAAGGAUAGGGUGGCAAGAAUGAAGGCGAAGUCUUGUCACAAUCUGUCUGUGUUGUAAAAAAAAAGCAGAGAGAAACGCAAGAAAAUAACUGUAAUUUUCUACUAGAUGUGAAUAAUGGUGACAAACGUGCUAGAUGCACGCACCACGUGUAAAGAGAAUUAUUCAUGUUACGAAUGCAAUUAGCGUAAAGAAUACGAAGUAGGGUCAGAAUGAAGUCAGAAAUGAGCAAUGUGUCGGCAUAAACAUAUAAGCAAUGAAUGCGUAGUGAAGGCUGUACAAACUGGAAGGAUUGGAGAUGGAAUACGAUGAAGAAUGUUCAGAUUAUCAAGUUUCUGUAGGGAUGUUGCGGAAAGAAAGAGAGCUGGUAUUUCAAGGCAGAGCUAAAAAGUGAAGAAAUGGACUUACAUGUAGGGCUGAGAUUACUUUUGUUGCAAUAUAUCGAAGAAAAGUGAAAUGCAUAGCCUAGACAUGACAAAAGACUGAAGACAAGGUCUCAACAUAUAAGCCAUUCCGAGGUAAAGACAGUCUAGCUAAACCUGUAACGAUAAAGGAAUGCGAUGUUUCAAAGAAAUAUUUUCUUCAAUUUUCUGAGAGGGAGUGCAAAUAGUCUGUGCCAGACUACACCUUUCAACCCAAGAAUCAGAAAUAUCGGGAUCUUAUCUUGUAUUGAAAAGCAUGUGCUUGAGUGGAGGCUGAAAUUAUGCAUGACAGGCGUAUAGUUGGAAACUGACGGACCGGACUGAUUACUUGCGCCACUUAGCGGCUUGUCGCCGAAUAUCUGAUUAAGAACUGGUCCCGAACUUUGUGGGAGAGCUGUUUUCUUGAAUGAGUCACACCACUUGAAAUGUUAAAUCUCAAUAUACAAUUGAAAUUUAAUUUCGAGUAAGCAUUAAUGGAAUAGUAUUUAUUGGUAUUUCUGGUAUGUUACCUCUUCGUUAUCAAUUUUGAAUUACGCGUGUAAUGUAUUAUCAUUGACAAUAUGUUAAUUUGUAGCUGGGCUACGAGUCUGUUGGUGCUCUGUUCAUGUAAACAUGUGCGUGAUAUGAGCAAAAGAACAAUGGGGAGUUAUGCCCUUUAUAUUGCAGUAACUCGACCUGAGAAUUGAUAUGCAAGAAAGCUUGGGUUUUGGAUUUUGAAUGAUUUUCUAUGUUUAUAAUGCACUUCAUAGAAUGAAAAAAAAGUUUCUACAUAAAUAA
Molecule: messenger RNA, 2317 nt
Organism: Branchiostoma floridae (Florida lancelet)
Lineage: Eukaryota; Metazoa; Chordata; Leptocardii; Amphioxiformes; Branchiostomatidae
Product: GTP-binding protein REM 1-like
Exons: 5
Coding region: 150-1178 (342 amino acids)
Cellular component (GO): plasma membrane
Molecular function (GO): GTP binding; calcium channel regulator activity; GTPase activity
Source: RefSeq, a predicted model, not a curated record